AUGGGCCAGCUCGACGCGGGCGAGCGGUCCGUCGUCGAGCUCUUCCAGCGCGUCGCGCCGUCCGUGGCGUUCAUCCAGACGUCCGUCGUCAAGUCGACGUCGCCGCUGUCGAUGCGCGGCGAGGUCACGCCGAGCGGCUCCGGGUCGGGCUUCGUCUGGGACACGGAGGGCCACGUCGUCACGAACUACCACGUCAUCCAGCAGGCCCAGAAGGCGACGGUGACGGGUCUGGGGACGGGCGACGCGGCGUCGAUGGCCGCCUACGACGCGACCUUGGUCGGCGCGGAGCCGGAGAAGGACAUCGCCGUGCUCAAGGUGCGCGCGCCGGCGUCCGUCCUCGAGCCCAUCGAGGUCGGCAGUUCGAGCGAGCUGCUCGUGGGCCAGUCGGUCCUCGCGAUCGGCAACCCCUUCGGCCUGGACCACACGCUGACCAAGGGCAUCGUCUCCGCGGUGGGCCGCGAGGUCCAGGGCGUCGCGGGGCGGCCCAUCAAGGGCUGCGUCCAGACCGACGCGGCCAUCAACCCGGGCAACUCCGGCGGGCCGCUCCUGGACGCGAAGGGCCGCCUGAUCGGCGUCAACACGGCCAUCUACUCGCCGUCGGGCGCGUCCGCGGGCAUCGGCUUCGCCAUCCCCGUCGACUCCGUGCGCCGCAUCGUCAACCAGCUCAUCCGCUACGGCCGCAUGCUCCGGCCGUCCAUGGGCAUCUCCGUCGCGGACGACCAGAUGACGCGCGGCCUCGCGAUGCGCCUCGGCGCGCCCCUCGACGGCGUCUUGGUCAUGGAGGCGCCGCCGAACUCGCCGGGCGCCGACGCGGGCCUCGUCGGCUGCAUGCGCAAGAACGGCCAGCUCUAUUUGGGCGACCUCAUCACGCGCGUCAACGGCACGCCCGUCAAGACCGUCGAGGACCUCCUCACGCUCGUCGAGGAGACGGAGAUCGGCUCCUCCGUCGUCCUCACGGUCCACCGCAGCGCCGACGCGAAGAACGAGGAGACCCUCACGGUCAAGACCGUCGACCGCAGCCAGCUCGCGCGCUCCUAG
Molecule: messenger RNA, 1038 nt
Organism: Aureococcus anophagefferens
Lineage: Eukaryota; Pelagophyceae; Pelagomonadales; Pelagomonadaceae
Exons: 1
Coding region: 1-1038 (345 amino acids)
Biological process (GO): proteolysis
Molecular function (GO): protein binding; serine-type endopeptidase activity
Source: RefSeq, a predicted model, not a curated record